Messenger RNA from Chelmon rostratus (copperband butterflyfish), 2735 nucleotides. RefSeq names its product THAP domain containing, apoptosis associated protein 1 (gene thap1). The record is from RefSeq and is a predicted model, not a curated record. Gene Ontology annotation, molecular function: sequence-specific DNA binding. Bases 85 to 747 code for a protein of 220 amino acids. The transcript has 3 exons. Lineage: Eukaryota; Metazoa; Chordata; Actinopteri; Chaetodontiformes; Chaetodontidae.
CUGUGUGGAGGGUGAAGACACGCAUCAGGGGAGCUUCGUGGAGUACCAGUCCGGGUCUUAGUGAGAGACGUCCGUGGAGAAGCCAUGGUUCAGACGUGCUCUGCGUACGGCUGUAAGAACCGCUACCACAAAGACAAAGACAUUUCAUUCCACAAGUUUCCUCUGGCACGUCCAGAUGUUUGUGGUAAAUGGGUCGCAGCAAUGAGGAGGAACAACUUCAAGCCAACAAAGUACAGCAACAUCUGCUCGCAGCACUUUACCAAAGACUGCUUCAAGAGAGAGUGCAACAACCGAGUGCUGAAGGAGAAUGCUGUGCCGUCGCUUUUCACCUUCAACCUCAACAUCAAGACAGAGUCCCUGGAGGAUGCCUUCCCCUCAGAGAUUCACUUCCCCCUCACUCUGCCUCUUGCGUCCGACCUGGCAGUGGCGGAUGAACCAGAGGAGCCUGGGAGGAGCCUGUCAGACGCACGGGGCGACACAGUGGCAGUCUCCUGUGACCACAAUUACACAGCAGAGGACUCCGCUCGGCAAAGGAAGCGCAUCGAGCAGCUGGAGGAGCAGUUAGGGAGUCUGAGGAAGAAACUGAAGACCACACAGCAGAAGUGUCGACGGCAGGAGAGACAGCUAAAGAGGCUGAAGGCGGCGUGUGAGACACCAAGGACCAGCCGCGAGGCCCCCGCUGCAUUCGGAGAGGGAUUCGUGAUAUUACCGAAACACAUCUACCACACACUCAAAGGCAUCGAGUAACGAGGAGCAGAGAAAGGAAAGACCAGUGUGGUCAGCGAGCAGCAUUUCAAUUUGCUGCAGGUUCAGCCUCACAUCUGUCAGCAGCCAGUCUGCUGAAGAGCUGCUGAACAAGGCAGCAAACCCCUGAGCUGAGAGCUGGAGGGACUCAUUUGUUCAGGAAUGCAAACGCUGGAUGAGGAAAACUCCAGUCUGAUUGGCUGGAUGCAACGACUUUUUCUUCUGUUUGGGCUGCAGUGAAAUGAUUUGUUAACUCUCACUUUAAAUGAACAGUUCAGCAUUUUGGGUUUGGUUUAAAAGGGAGAUCUGGGCUGAAAAGAUUUCUUGACACACAACAUGCAGAUGACGGGACUGCCUGGAGUCUGAUCCAAACCAGCAGAGACGCUGCACAGAAGUGCUGGGUGGAUGGAUAAACUGUUGUUGUUCAGGAAUAGUUCUAACAUGGAACGCCCCAAAAAUCACAAACUUAAGUUUUAUAUUUGUGUUUGUGUAAGAAUUUCAGAAACAGACUGCAGCCUGUUAAUUAGUGAGCUUCAGUUUUUGUUUUUGAAGAUUUUUUUUUCCUAAAAGGAACAAGCUCACAAAAUUGCAACACACACACACACAAAAAAAAUCUUUUGUGUAACAAAUGGUAAAUCUGUAAUUCUCAACGUAUUUCCAUAUUUUUCUUCACAUAAACACGAUGCAAAAAAUGUGUGUGUGCGUGUAUGUACUUACAUCUAUUUUUGUGAGAACACAUUUGAGUUUAGACCUUGGGCAAACGUGUGUGUGUGGCAUGCACACUGCCUCAUCUUCAUCCACAAUGUUUCCGUCUCUGAUAUCCAAUUUAAAACAUUUCCGCACAUUUCUUCACAUCAGUAAGUCUGCCGUUCAGUCAGUGACGACUGUUCCCCCAGCUAGAAAAACAAUGAGUCAGUCAGAACUUUGUAGGCAGGAUUGAGAACAGAGACAGAUCCUUUGUUCUUCACAGAUGUGACGGUAAUAAAUGAAUGAACAUAUAAGGAGCAUUUUCAUGUUGUAGGUGGAAGAAGAGCUACUUUAACCACUACAUGUGUUUGAACCCAAAACAAUUCAUCAUAUUUUAAGAUCAUAACAUGUUUGCAUGUAGCUGUCUAAUAAUGUAGUGGAGCAACAAGUUCUCAGUCACUACAGCAAUAUUUCCCUUUGGAAUGUAGUGGAGUAGAAGUAUAACGUCACAUAUCCUCUGGUAAGGUAGAAGAACCUUACAUUUGUAGAUAACUAGAGUGCAUUUCUGCCACUGGCCCUUUCAUGCAGUGCUCAUCUUGGUGUCUUCUGAGGGUUUCUUCUGCUGGGUGUGGUGUGAUAUUUUCCACUUCUUCCUUCUGUUAGGUAGAGGUAAGUGGCACGUUUAAACCGGCAAAUCUCCGUCUGCAAGCACAGCAAAAAUAGCAGCAAUGUUACUGGGACUGGUGAAACUUACCAAAAAAACAACAAAAUAAACAUUUGUGUGUACUUACUAAGAACGAAUGAAAAAAUACCUGAUAAUGAAUCAUAAAAGACUAGUUCCUUAUGAAGGACCACUGUAUAUAGCAGACAAUGACAUGUUACAGAGACCAGGCUUGCAGAUACUAUGUUAAUGAUUCCUUUGGUAUGAUGAUAUCUGUGAAUCAGAAUAACAACCACUUGCCUCAUGAUAUUUUCAUGAUUAAUUCUGAUUGUGCACUCCCAAAUAAAGUGAUACACUGAGUAGUUUUUUAAGUAUCCCGAAUGACUUCAUGCUUACCUGACCAUUGUGCCCCAGUAAAGCAUCUAACCUACAAAACGUGUAGCUUGUGAGGCUUUACUGGGGAAUUCACAAUUGGUUCAUAAUAACAAACCAGAGACAGCAGAGUUCUGUACAUUUGAAUGUACAUUAAUAUUCACGUCCAAAUCAAACCCUGAGGUAUUAGAGAUGAGUGAAGCCUUUUCCCCAAAAUGUUGAACUGUUUCUUGACUGAGGGGUUGUAAUUGAUUUUGCAGAGAUUACUGUA